CGCCUAUAAUUCCAUCCUAUCCGCCCUCGAAUUUAUAGUUUUCUUUCCGAAUCAUUACCGUCGAACCAUCUGUGAGGUCUCACAAUGAACGGCGCUGCUGACCCGGAGAGAGAGCAGGCGCUCGAGGACUACAAGAAGAGCCUGCUGGAGCUCCGAGAAUGGGAGGCCAAGCUCAAAUCUCUUCGGAUGGGAAUUAAGGACUUGCAAAGGGAGUUCGAUAUCUCAGAGGAAAACAUCAAGGCCCUACAGAGUGUGGGCCAGAUCAUCGGUGAAGUGUUGAAGCAGCUGGAUGAGGAAAGAUUCAUUGUUAAGGCAUCAUCCGGUCCCCGUUAUGUCGUUGGUUGCCGUUCGAAGGUCGAUAAGUCGAAACUGAAACAAGGGACUCGUGUCGCCCUUGAUAUGACAACUCUGACGAUCAUGCGGAUGCUGCCCCGGGAGGUCGACCCAUUAGUAUACAACAUGUCUUUGGAGGACCCAGGACAAGUGAACUUUGCUGGUAUUGGUGGUUUGAACGAACAAAUCCGAGAGUUACGAGAAGUGAUCGAGUUGCCACUCAAAAACCCCGAGCUUUUCCAGCGAGUUGGUAUUAAACCACCCAAGGGUGUCCUCCUUUAUGGACCUCCUGGCACAGGAAAGACAUUGCUGGCACGUGCUGUAGCCAGCUCGAUGGAGACCAACUUCUUGAAGGUCGUUUCGUCCGCUAUCGUCGACAAGUACAUCGGUGAAUCUGCACGGUUAAUAAGAGAAAUGUUCGGAUAUGCCAAGGAGCAUGAGCCUUGUAUUAUCUUCAUGGAUGAAAUCGAUGCGAUCGGUGGUCGACGAUUCUCAGAAGGUACAUCCGCUGAUCGUGAAAUCCAACGGACGCUGAUGGAGCUUCUUAACCAAUUGGAUGGGUUCGAUUAUCUUGGAAAGACGAAGAUCAUCAUGGCUACGAACAGACCUGAUACUCUUGAUCCCGCUCUGUUGCGAGCGGGUCGUUUGGACCGCAAGAUUGAGAUUCCUCUUCCCAAUGAAGUUGGUCGCUUGGAGAUCUUGAAGAUUCAUUCCAGUACCGUCCAACUUGAGGGUGAUAUUGACUUUGAGAGCGUCGUAAAGAUGAGUGACGGUCUCAAUGGAGCAGAUCUGCGCAAUGUUGUCACGGAAGCUGGUUUGUUUGCCAUUAAAGAUUACCGGGACGCUAUCAACCAAGACGACUUCAACCGGGCGGUGCGCAAGGUAGCGGAAGCUAAGAAGCUGGAAGGCAAGCUGGAGUACCAGAAGCUUUAAUUACAUAGAUACUCCUAGGAUGACAUUACAAAAUCGGUCAUAUUUAGAUAAUGUGCAAUCGGUUUCACGAGC
This is a messenger RNA of Aspergillus nomiae NRRL 13137, 1338 nucleotides long. It is a transcript of the gene rpt4, whose product is annotated as proteasome regulatory particle base subunit RPT4. Bases 85 to 1266 code for a protein of 393 amino acids. Gene Ontology annotation, cellular component: cytosolic proteasome complex; proteasome regulatory particle, base subcomplex. The transcript is spliced from 4 exons. NCBI's taxonomy places the organism in Eukaryota, Fungi, Ascomycota, Eurotiomycetes, Eurotiales, Aspergillaceae. The record is from RefSeq and is a predicted model, not a curated record. Gene Ontology annotation, biological process: positive regulation of RNA polymerase II transcription preinitiation complex assembly. Gene Ontology annotation, molecular function: proteasome-activating activity; ATP hydrolysis activity; ATP binding.